AUGGACGUAUUAAAAGAAGGUGGUUAUAAAGAAAGACCGUCUUUAGAUUCUCAUGAAACCGCUGAAGGAUUGGAUAGGCGAACUCGUCUCCAGAUUUCGAUUGUUAGCACCGUGACAUCUUCAGAUGGAUCGUUUGUGGAAUACGAAAUCGCACACAAGAAGCGAUCUGUUUGGAGGCGGUAUUCAGAUUUCGAGUCUUUGGUAAAGUUGAUGCAUAGACGCUACCCAGCAGCAAUUGUACCACCAAUUCCAGGAAAGCAAUCACUACUAAGCUAUGCAAAGAAUCCUAGAAAAGCGAAAAAUGAUGCCGAUUUUUUGGGAUUCCGUUCCCGUAUGCUUGAACUCUUCCUUCGCCAGUGCUUCUUACAUCCAUUGCUCCAUGUCGAUAUAGAUUUUGACAAAUUUAUCAAUUCCAGCAUUUCAUGGAGCGCCAUAAUAUCUUCUAUGGGUUUACCAAAAGAUUCCACCGAUCCUCUUCGCUUGCCUCCGAUUGGUACUGAACCCGACCCUUUUGCGCACUUGCGCUCUUCUAUGCCUUUAGUAAUGUCUAACGCAGUAACCCCUCCAUCCUCAAAAAGCAAAAAACAAAAUGUUCCUUCUCAAUCAGCCCGUCCCACCAGCAACCCUUCCACUACCUCUUCUAUAGAUGGACCUGUCUAUCCGGACUCUGAAGACGAAGCAAAACAUCCACCUACAUCUAGUGAACUGCUCAUUACGCAUGAUUCAGAUGAUAAUACAUCUUCUGCUUCUGUUCAAGAACAUUCCUCCUACCUCCCAUCGGCUAUUGAUGAACUUUCCAUAUCUUCAAAUCCACAAGACACUACCCGCCCAGAAUCCAAAGAUUUAACAACGUAUACCAAUGAAGUAAUGCUUUGUCGAAAGUUUCUGCAUCAUAACCUCAGCCCUUCUAUUCAUUCUACUUUAAAUGGGAUUUCUAAAAUGGAGUCAUCUCUCUCCAAAUUGGGAUCUGCUUUUCAUUCUUUAACCGCUUUAAGCGAGGCUCACUUAGCAAACCAUUUACAAGUCAUUGCUAAUGCGUUCGAAUUUAGUGGGAUGUAUGCAAAGGAAUUAGAACAAGAGUUUAACUCUGCUGUAUACGAAAAGCUAAUUCAGUCGAUGCAGUUAGCUCGUUCUGCCGUUAGGGCUCUUAAAUAUAAGGACUUAAAAAUACAGCAGAGAGAUUUUUUAAAAGAUCAGUUAGUUCACUCGAGCUCUAUCAAUUCAAUAGAUUCGUCGUCGCCCUCUUCUCAGCCAUUCAAUCGGCUGAACACAAUUCAACGCACAAUGGUUUCACAUGCAAAAAAGGGAUACACAAUUUUUGGAAAAUUACAGAAUGCAAUUUACGAUUUUGUUGAUGGCGAAACAUCCAUUAGCAAGGAAACGUUGCAAGAGCAUAGAACAACUAUUGAAAACCAACUGACCGCUGCAAGCUGGGAUUGUCAAACAAUUGAUAAACUCAUCGAUGAGGAGCUAGAAUUCUAUAAAUUAUGCCAAAGCACUCAACUGCAAGAGAUAGUGAACGCGGUGCAUGCUUCAAUUUCAAAAUGGGCGCAAUCAAACCUACAACGAUGGUUACGAACAAGAGAAGAAUUAGAGGAAUUGUCGAGAUGUAUAUGA
Molecule: messenger RNA, 1617 nt
Organism: Schizosaccharomyces osmophilus
Lineage: Eukaryota; Fungi; Ascomycota; Schizosaccharomycetes; Schizosaccharomycetales; Schizosaccharomycetaceae
Gene: atg20
Product: autophagy associated PX/BAR domain sorting nexin Atg20
Exons: 3
Coding region: 1-1617 (538 amino acids)
Biological process (GO): retrograde transport, endosome to Golgi
Molecular function (GO): phosphatidylinositol binding
Source: RefSeq, a predicted model, not a curated record